UCAUGGCUAUCUACCCAUUCUUUUUCCUCUCAGGAAGCUCCCGCGAACUUUCCUCGCAUUCAAAGAUGUCGAGAUGACUUGUCCGGCAUCGCAACUUGUACGCUACUCUCUCUUCUUUUAUGCCCCUUCCCAGCGUCACACUAUGUUCCCCCUCAGCAUACUUAUCCUGCAAUAGUCUUCUCCCUCCCCCUCCAUAAGACUCUCACGGUACUCGCCAUGGCCAGCGUGGUCAUGUCCAAAGCAGCCAGAUGGUUCUCCCCCAAACGAUCCAAGCUGAGCCUCCCCGCGGAUGCGCCGCCCGCUCCCGGGGGAAGAGAUAGGAUGGAGGUCCUGUGGGAGGUGUUUCGGCACUUCGAUCAGGACAGAGAUGGGAGGAUCUCCUGCAACGAGCUCAGGGCCUCCUUCGUGUCGAUAGGGGAGGAGAUGCCGGUGGCGGCGGCAGAGGCGGCCAUCGCGGACCUUGACUCGGACGGGGACCGGUUGUUGGACUUCGAAGACUUCGUGAGGUUGAUGGAGGAGAGGGGGGGAGGGAAGGCGGCGGAGGAGGGGGAGGAGGAGGAGCUGAGGAAGGCGUUCGAGAUGUUUGAGGCGGUGAAGGGGUCGGGGAGGAUCACGCCGCGGGGGUUGCAGCGGAUGCUGAGCCGGCUGGGGGACGAGAGGUCGAUGGAGGAGUGCAAGGCCAUGAUCCGAGCCUACGACCUCGACGGAGACGGCGAACUCGACUUCCAUGAGUUCCACCAGAUGAUGAACUAGAGACGAUCACUCGAGCACGUCGCUGCAUGGAUGCAUGCAUGCAUGCAUGCAGGCUAAACAGAGUAAUAAUACAUACACAUGUUUGAAGCCUGUGAUUUGAAUUUGAGUUUGCCUGCUACACAUCACUGCGAAACGCCGGUUAGGUACCGGAAAACAUGUUUAUGGUGAUUAGGGUUAGAAUCGAAUGAUUUCAUUUUGUGAAGAAUGAAGCUUGUUGGGGACAUAAAGGUUGUGUGUGUUCAUUUCCUCAUAUGCCGUGUAUGUAAACCCAAAUGGUAUAUGAUGAAGAUCUAAGUACUUUUGAAGCA
Musa acuminata AAA Group (dessert banana) is the source of this 1061-nucleotide messenger RNA. Its product is annotated as probable calcium-binding protein CML41. Lineage: Eukaryota; Viridiplantae; Streptophyta; Magnoliopsida; Zingiberales; Musaceae. The coding region runs from base 217 to 753 and encodes 178 amino acids. The transcript has a single exon. Gene Ontology annotation, molecular function: calcium ion binding. The record is from RefSeq and is a predicted model, not a curated record.